Molecule: messenger RNA, 6323 nt
Organism: Salarias fasciatus (jewelled blenny)
Lineage: Eukaryota; Metazoa; Chordata; Actinopteri; Blenniiformes; Blenniidae
Gene: stxbp5b
Product: syntaxin binding protein 5b (tomosyn)
Exons: 29
Coding region: 343-3912 (1189 amino acids)
Biological process (GO): exocytosis; Golgi to plasma membrane transport
Cellular component (GO): plasma membrane; SNARE complex; cytoplasm
Molecular function (GO): GTPase activator activity; syntaxin binding; myosin II binding
Source: RefSeq, a predicted model, not a curated record
CCGUAGCCGAGCUGCCUGCUACCCGCUGAGCCUGACUGCUGCUGGGGGAACUGCUCACGGAAACGAUUGAUCCGGAUCGAAUAACACCGGAGCCGGCCACAUAAAUGGACGAUUGACACUCAUAUCGGGAAGGACUCGUUAAAUCAAUGAUCGCGGGACGGGUGGUUUUGGAGAGUGCGCUCGAAACACCCUCCGUAACAUGUGAGAUGUAGACAGGAGGAUAUUAACUGUGCGUUAUUCCGGGCUAACUAGCUAGCAGCUACCCCCCUCUAUCCGAUUUAUGGUGGCUGGCUCGCUCGAUCUGUUUUUCUCAACCAUCGCGUCUGUUAGUGCCGGGGGAAAAUGAAGAAGUUUAACAUUAGGAAGGUGCUGGACGGCUUGACAGCCGCUUCUUCGUCCUCCUCCUCCUCCGCUGCUCAGCCGGGUACUCCCAGUCAAAACGACGUUGUCCAGGAGACUCUCCAGUCGGAGCAUUUCCAGCUUUGCAAGACUGUGCGUCAUGGCUUCCCAUAUCAACCAUCCUCGAUGGCUUUUGACCCCGUACAGAAAAUCCUGGCCAUUGGGACUCAGACCGGAGCUUUAAGGCUCUUUGGCCGAGCGGGCGUGGAGUGCUACUGUCAGCACGAGAGCGGCGCGGCGGUCAUCCAGCUCCAGUUCCUGAUCAACGAGGGGGCGCUGGUGAGUGCCUUAGCUGACGACAGCAUCCACCUGUGGAACCUGAGGCAAAAAAUCCCAGCGAUCCUGCAUUCGCUCAAGUUUAACAAGGAGAGAAUCACGUACUGCCACCUGCCCUUCCAGAGCAAAUGGCUGUACAUCGGCACGGAAAGGGGAAACAUCCACAUCGUCAACGUGGAGUCCUUCACUCUCUCAGGCUACGUUAUUAUGUGGAACAAAGCCAUCGAACUAUCCACCAAGACGCACCCGGGGCCCGUCGUCCACAUCAGUGAUAACCCCAUGGACGAGGGCAAGCUCCUGAUUGGAUUCGAGUGCGGCGUAGUGGUGUUGUGGGAUCUGAAGUCCAAAAAAGCUGACUACCGCUACAAUUAUGAUGAGGCGAUCCACUCGGUGGCCUGGCACCACGAGGGGAAGCAGUUCGUUUGCAGCCACUCCGACGGCACUUUGACCACGUGGAAUGUACGGGCUCCGGCCAAGGCCGCGCAGAUCAUCACGCCACACGGAAAGCAGCCUAAGGAUGGAAAAAAGCCAGAACCAUGCAAGCCUAUCCUGAAAGUGGAGUACAAAACAACAAGGGCUGGGGACCCGUUCAUGGUCCUGUCUGGAGGACUGUCCUACGACACGGUGGGGAGGAGAGCCUGUCUGACGGUGAUGCAUGGGAAGAGCACCGCUGUCCUGGAGAUGGACUAUCCCAUCGUAGACUUCCUCACGCUGUGUGAAACUCCGUACCCUAACGACUUUCAGGAGCCUUAUGCGGUGGUGGUCCUCCUUGAGAAGGAUUUAGUUGUAAUAGACCUGGGACAGAUUGGGUAUCCCAUAUUUGAGAAUCCGUAUCCUCUAACUAUCCACGAGUCGCCGGUGACCUGUGUGGAGUACUUCGCCGACUGCCCCGCUGAACUCAUUCCUGCACUUUACUCCGUCGGCAGCCGGCAAAAGAGACAAGGUUACAGCAAGAAGGAAUGGCCUGUUAGUGGAGGAAACUGGGGUCAAGGCACACAGAGUUACCCAGAAAUCAUAAUCACUGGACAUGCUGAUGGAUCAAUCAAAUUUUGGGACGCUUCUGCAUUAAUGCUCCAAGUGCUGUACAAGCUGAAGACUGCCAAGGUGUUUGAGAGGGCUCGCGGGAAGGAGGAGAAGCCCAGCACGGAUAUCGUGGACGAGGACCCGUUCGCCAUCCAGACGCUGUCCUGGUGUCCCGAGAGCAGGAUGCUGUGUGUGGCCGGAGUCUCCGCUCACGUUAUCAUCUACAGGUUCAGCAAACAGGAAGUCACCACGGAGGUUGUUCAGCUUCUGGAGGUGCGGAUGCAGUGCGAGUUCAGCGAUGUGGACUCCCCUGAUCCGGGAGGGGAUCAGACCCCCACCCUGCCCACCCCCGGCGCUUCCUCCAGCCCUCAGGAGGCAGAGCCUCCCACUCAGCCCUCCACAGGCAGCAACUCUUCUGAUGGACCCCGAGACAAUAUACCCUGUCUACAGGUGCGGAGCUCCCCGCUGAAGCAGUCUCCCGGCUACCAGGUGGAGCUGGUGGUCCAGCUGGUGUGGGUGAGCGGGGAGCCACCUCAGCCGAUCACCAGCCUGGCAAUCAAUUCCUCCUACGGCCUCGUUGUGUUUGGAAACAGCAGCGGCCUGGCUGUGGUGGACUACCUCCAGAAAACCCUGCUUCUCAACAUGGGGACUUCAGAGCUGUACAGCCCGUCCGACCCCUACCAGGGGCAGCCCCGCUCCCCGCGUAAAGCCCGGCAGCCCUCCGGAGCGCUGUGUGACUCCAACGACGGGUCCAACGCCUCAGAGGACCGCUGCAAAUCGCCCACUUCAGGAUCCACCUCACCCUGCAAUUCAGACGACGAUCGAAAGCAAAACUUCAUAGAGAAGGUGAAGUUCAAAAGCAGACGCUUUUCCAAGACGGUUGCCAAUGACUUUGCCAAGAUGUCUCGGAAAAUUAGCUCCUCUGGUGAGCAAAAGCCAGACCAGGCGGGGAGGGUCCCAGGAAGGCGCCCUCUGACAUGUAAAAAGCGCAUUAAUAGUCAGAGAGAAGUCAGGACGGCGGCCAUGAUGAGCCGGAAGGGGGGCAUCUGUAGAACUAUAUCAGCCCCCAACUGCUACGCCAAGGAUAACUCCUUCACGCGCUCGCGCAGCUCCAGCGUCACCAGCAUCGACAGAGAAUCCCGGGAGGCCAUCUCGUCCUUUCACUUCUGCGAGAGCUUCCCCCGGAAGACGGACGGCCAGGUCGGCCCCUGCCUGCUGGUGGGAACCACGCAGGGCUCCGUCAUGACGGUGGCCCUCAGCCUGCCGCCGGCCGGGGACCAGAGGCUGCAGCAGUCGCUCGGCAUCGCCUCCUGUGGCACGAUGGUCAGGCUCAAAGGAGGCGUUUUAACCAUGGCGCUGCUGGACUUCACUGGAGCUCUGCUGCCCCCUCCCUACGAGUCGUGGUACGACCCCAACGCCUCGGAUGAAGAGAAGGAGAAGGUCCGGAGGCGCAGGCCGGCCUCCCCGCCCGCCUCGCAGGAGGGCCAGGACACCCAGUUCGCCGUGGUGUGCUCGGAGAAGCAGGCCAAAGUGUUGGCCCUGCCCUCUCAGACCCGCCUGUACAAACACAACAUCACGGAGACGUCCUUCGUGCUGCGGGCGGACGUCGUGCAGAUGGCCGGAACCAACUGCAUCGCCUGCUUCUGCGCCAACGGGCACAUCAUGACCCUGAGUUUGCCCAGCCUACGGCCUCUGCUGGAUCUGAACUACCUGCCGUUAACAGACAUGCGGAUAGCCAGAACGUUCUGCUUCUCGAACCUGGGCCAGGCGCUGUACCUCACCUCCCCCACUGAGAUCCAGAGGAUCACCUACAGCCAGGAGACCUGCGACAACCUGCAGGAGAUGCUCAGUGAGCUUUUCACCCCUGUGGAGACUCCAGAGGCUCCAAACAGAGGUUUCUUCAAAGGCCUUUUCGGGGGAGGAGCUCAGUCUCUGGACAGAGAAGAUCUCUUCGGUGAAACGGCCGCCGGCAAGGCGUCCCGCACCCUGGCGCAGCACAUCCCCGGCCCGGGCAGCAUGGAGGGCAUGAAGGGAGCGGCGUCGGGCGUGGUGGGCGACCUGGCCCGGGCCAGGAUAGCCCUGGACGAGAGGGGGCAGAAGCUGGGCGAGCUGGAGGAGAGGACGGCGGCCAUGAUGGCCAGCGCAGAGUCCUUCUCCAAACAUGCUCACGAUAUGAUGGUGAAGUACAAAGAUAAGAAGUGGUACCAGCUCUGAUGACAGCGUGGGGAGCAGCGGACUCUCUAAUCACGCACAGUAUCUCUAAGGAGCUGCAGGUCCCUCUUCUUCUCUUCUCGAUUUCUCUCCACCGGGGGGUGGGGGGGCUUCUGUUCAACAGAAUCAUGCUUUUUUUUUUUUUUUUUUAAUCGUCCCCCUCAGCACAAUAUCACCACUCUGUUACCUCAGUCACCAGAGGACUGCUGCAGAGUAGACACUAGCCAGUGGACACGGGCAGAAAUGGACGAAGAGAAGGUCGUAAGGAGUCUCUCCUUCACUUUCACCUGAGAGCAACCAGGAGAGAGCGGACCUUUCAUACCCAUCAUGCACUCGUAUAUGUCUCAUAUAUAAAUAUAUAUAUAUAAAUAUAUAAAGCUAUAUAUCUACACACGUUGCUGUUCUGUUCUGAAAGAGGAAAGACAAAUCUGCAAAAAAUGUACUAGUGGUGGCCUGACUGCAGUUCUUCGUUUUCCUUUUUUUCUGCCCUUUAUGGUGUCUGCCAAACGGUGAACUUGAAACGAGGAGAAAAGUCUGAUGACCCCCCCCUCCCCCAAACCCCCCCUUUAUGUCCUUCAGAAGUAAUCAAGUCAGUGAAGAAGUCAGGUUGUGAAGAACCGAUUUAAUCAAUGAAGGAUUCGCGUUUGUCUAAAUUAUUUUUGGAAGUUUGUCUUCAGUCCGUCGUCAGUCAGUUUGUCUUUUUUCUUUUCUGUUUUUUUUUUGUCCAGAAAGGGCCUUUUUCAAGCACUUAAAGCAGUAAAAGCAAGUGAAGGACAAGGAGAUGAUGAAUCUAUUGCCUCUCAUCGAAUAAGGGCUGGUAGUACACUAGUUCAUCACCGACCAUAACUUUUACAGCAUUUUUGCAUUCAAGUUGUUUUAGGUGAGACCGACAGCUGGAGUUUUUUUUUUUCUUUUCUUUUCAGUUGAUUUCCCUCAUUUGAAUUAUUUAUUGAAGCAGCGUAAUAGAUAGGAGGUAAACUAAGUGUAUUUGUUGGGCAUUACUUUUUUUCUUUUUGUGCGUCUUUUUUUCGGUCAAAAAAAAAAAUUGCACAAAGAAGUGCGUAACAUGUUUACCCCCUCAAUGAAGAGUUUACAUUGACCUGUCAGAAAACAUGAGUUGAUACACUGGAAAACUCCUGAAGAUCUUUUUAUUCUUCAAGCUUUCAAGGGGUUGUAGCAAAGUCAUGUAAGAGAAGGACGGCGCGUUUGGGGCAAGGCGAAGAUUGUCCUUUAAUAGAUCUAGCAUAAAUGUAUAUUUUGGUUAAAAGUUUUAGUUUUCUGUGACAAAGAUCUAUUAAUACAUGAUCACUUGAUUUAUUUUUGACAUUCUUUUGUAGCUGAUUUUUUUUUCUCUCUCUUUGUCUCGUUUUUUUUCCAAUGUGCAGAGAAAAAAAAAUAAGCAUGUGUCUCUUUACAGCACAAUGGAAGUGAUAAUGCUGUCUUUGUAUCUGUAGCUGCCAGUAGAAAUGACCGGGCGCCACGCAGUGUGUGUGUGUCUGUGUGUGCGCGCCGCACGGUGCCGCCGGUCAUCUCUCUCUCUCUCUGAAUCAUUUACUUAAAAACGGUUUCUCCUCUGCCUUUCGCCUCAUGACGCGUAAUAUGCUAACCUCUACCUAUGUAUAUCUGUGUGUUUGUGAACAUACAUAUAUUCAGGAAUAUGUGUAUGGGCGCCACUGUUUAUAAUACUACAUAGAUGCAGUGUGUUACAAUAGGUCUUUUUUGAGGUUUUUUUUUGGGGUUUUGCUUGACAGUGUUUUUCAAUGUGAUUAACUAGAUCGCUAUUGUAAUUUUUCGGUUUGUUUUCCAUGGGGAUAUUGCUGCUAUUUGUGUCAAUAUAGGAGCAUUAUCUGCUGGUCUUUUUAUUUAAAAAAAAAAAACAAAACAAAACAACAGAGAAACAAGACUUUGUCAGUCCAGAUUGCUGCCAAAUGUUGUAAAUAGCGGGACAGCUGGACACAAAUCUGACAGUGCAGGUUCAGGCUAAUGUGACAUACUGUACGCUUGCAGCCAUGUUCUUUUCUGACACCAAAGAGUUGCUUAAUUUCACAAAGUUGUCUUGAUUUUUUUUUCUUUUUUUUUUUUCUCCAAAUUGUUAAGAGUUAGUCAGGAUGAUUUGAAGGCACUUUUAAAGUCGAGAAGUCUGCUGUGCUUGUGUGUUUUCCCGGGGGGAGGGGAGUGGCGGAUUGGCUGCGCUUCUUCUGGCGGGCACGACACCCUCAUCACUGUCCUGAACUGCUGUACGUCUGAAGAGUUUCACUCCAAAAUGAGAUAUCCACCAAAGAAAUUCAAUUCAACUGUGUGUGGAAAUGAAGACUGCAUAGGUUUAGAUCAAAUUGCAUUUAUUUCAGAGUAUUACUGUGUACACUAUCAGCCACACCAAAAAAAAAAAAAAAAAAAAUGUUUUCCAAGAUGGA